UUGUCAUAAAUCAUCUAUGUCAUAGUUAUGUCAUACUAAUAAUAAAUAACAUUUUAUUGAAUUUUAAAAACCGUUUCAAAAAAGAAAAAAUGUCGAAAGAUCGUUACAAGUUAAAAUUCACCCGCGUCAUGCCCAUUAAACGGCCCGAUUGUAUUAUGUCGUCUGCCGCCCGGGAAUCGGGAAAUUAUGGUUUCAUUCCGUCGUACGAAAAGGACGUCAGGAUUUGUACGGGUUUCGUUAUGACGAACGAGUAUUUGCGAAUGUGGAUGAGAGAGAGAGCCAUUUACGAAAAGGAUGUUUACUCGUCGUUGGAAGCGGAAAAGGACAAAGGCAGAAUAAGAAGGCGAUACGUUUUAAGAGACAUGACCAAGAAAAAGCCCGACAAAAUGAGAGACAUGCCGAUAAUAACACUUAAAAGAUUUCAAAACAUCAAGCCAAAAACUUGUUUACCUCGAAUCGAAAAUACACCUGACGAAAAGAAAGAAGAGGCUAAAAACGAUAAGAAAAAUGAACCGAAAGAAGAAGUAAACGAAUAAAAUUAAAAACAGUUUCGCUAAAGUGCUGUAAGAGGAUUGUGAAUGCAAUUCGAAAGGAUUUGUUAACAUCUGUACUUAAGGGUUAUUGAG
Messenger RNA from Agrilus planipennis (emerald ash borer), 626 nucleotides. RefSeq lists its product as uncharacterized. The transcript has a single exon. Bases 90 to 536 code for a protein of 148 amino acids. Lineage: Eukaryota; Metazoa; Arthropoda; Insecta; Coleoptera; Buprestidae. The record is from RefSeq and is a predicted model, not a curated record.